AAAAGUCACUGUCAAUUAUUAUGUGACAUUUAUUUUUGUUUGAAAAUUCUUUUAAACUGAUAAAAUCUAUCCAAUUUUAAUUAUGGGUGAUAAAAAGGAAAAAACAGAAAUUCCCAGUAUUGAUAAUGAUUAUGACCCUUAUUCUGAAAGAAAUGUUGACAGUCCAACAAAUGAUUUGGAAUCUUUUGCACAUAUAAUGAAAGGAAUUUUGGGAACCGGAGUUUUAGCGUUACCUGAAGGUUUUAGUUUUGCCGGUGGAAUGAUGGCGAUAAUCUAUUGUGUAUUAAAUGCUUUCUUAUGCACAAGUGGAAUGCACAUUUUGGUGACGGGGUUUUAUAUGGUUGGUAAAGCUUACCAUUUACCCUCUGUCACAUAUGCCGAUGCUAUGGAACUCGGUACUACAUUGGGACCUAAUAAUUUUCCAAAAACCAGUCAUUUUUUUUCUGUUUUAACAAAUGCAUUAAUUAUCUCGUAUCAAGGUGGUGUAUUAUGCGUUUAUAUGCUUUUUGUUGGAGUUUCAAUUGAGAUGGUUACAAAUAACAUUGUCGGUAAAGAAAUUUCGUUAGGGUUUUACCUAUUGUUGAUGAUAAUACCAUGUAUGCUGAUCAAUUCGGUAAAAAACUUAAAAUAUUUGGCACCAUUUUCAUACUUUUCGCUUGGCGUAACGGUAAUGGUUUUGGGAAUGAUAUUUUAUUACGUUUUUCGCGAAUCUUUACCGAGCUAUUUGGAUGAAAGAAAAUUAACAAAUGAUAUUUUUAAAUUACCCAUGUUUUUUGGCACGACAUUAUUCGCAUUUACAAGUGUACCUGUUGUGGUUUCCGUUGAAAAUUCCAUGAAAAAUCCGAAACAUUUUCAUAGAAUUUACGAUUUAGCAAUUCUGAUUUUGCUAAUACUGUACCUUUGUGUUGGAUUUUUUAGUUAUUGGAAAUGGGGUGAAGAUUUAAAACCCGUUGUUAUACUUAAUUUUCCAAUGAAUGAAUCAGCUGCACGAGCUGCAAAUUAUUUGUAUGCAUUAGCGAUUUUCUUAUCAAUAGGUUUAAACGGAAUUGUUCCAGUUAGAUUAGUAAUGGAUACUUAUGUAUUGCCAAAGUUAGAAUCACCAUAUCCGAUUUUAUGGGAAUAUGUGUUUAGAUUAGGAUUUAUUGCAUUGGGAUUAUUUUUAGCAAUAUCCGUCCCAUUUAUUGGAACUGUAAUUUCUUUGCUCGGCGCAAUAGCCUUGUCUUGUUUAACGCUAAUCUUUCCGGCCAUUUUAGACAUAUGCUGGAGACAUCAGAAAGACUAUGGACCAUGUCAUUUUCGAUUACUUAUCGAUUUAAUAUUGAUUUUUUAUGGAAUAUUUGGUUUAACAACUGGGGUUUAUGUCAAUGUACGAUUUUUAAUUGAAAAAAUGACAGAAUAAUCAUCCAAAUAAGACAUUAUUUAUUUAUUUAGCGAUAUAUCAUAAAUUAUUGUAAUGUUAAUUAAUAAAAACUAAUCAA
This is a messenger RNA of Onthophagus taurus, 1478 nucleotides long. RefSeq names its product proton-coupled amino acid transporter-like protein CG1139. Gene Ontology annotation, biological process: amino acid transmembrane transport. NCBI's taxonomy places the organism in Eukaryota, Metazoa, Arthropoda, Insecta, Coleoptera, Scarabaeidae. Gene Ontology annotation, cellular component: vacuolar membrane. Gene Ontology annotation, molecular function: L-amino acid transmembrane transporter activity. The record is from RefSeq and is a predicted model, not a curated record.